Molecule: messenger RNA, 1519 nt
Organism: Impatiens glandulifera
Lineage: Eukaryota; Viridiplantae; Streptophyta; Magnoliopsida; Ericales; Balsaminaceae
Product: L-type lectin-domain containing receptor kinase IV.3-like
Exons: 1
Coding region: 291-1322 (343 amino acids)
Molecular function (GO): carbohydrate binding
Source: RefSeq, a predicted model, not a curated record
GCUACCACCAGUGGACAGGAAAAGGAAAAGGAGAAGGAAAGCGAAAGAAAGAAGAGAAAAGAAGUAAACACUCGUAUUUAAUCUUCACAACCUCCAAGCUUAGCUCACUGACCCACCCACCACCACCACCCAUUUUCACUCAUAGCUUCUCUGUCUGGCUCCUUUCUCAAGAACAACAACAAUUAAUAAUGGGUUUGUGGAUUGGAUAGUUUUUUCCUUUCAAACCCUAAAGAGAAAUCCCCAGCAAAAAGACAAUCCAGCCAAGUUCAAAGUUCAAACCAAGUUCAGAAAUGGCCAGGCCUUUCAAUUCAAGGUACUUCCCAUUCCUCCUUUGCUGUUUACUAGCUCUUAUUUGUCUCCCAUUCAUAUACCCACAUCGCAUUACCAAUUCCACCUUCAAUUUCAAUCAUUUCGGUCAAGAUUCUCCUCACUUUGAAUCACAUCUCGCCCUUUACGGCCAUGCCAAGGUAGUCUCCACUUCGAUUGAGAUCUCCACUGGCCGUGUUGUUUACAAAAAACCCAUUAAUCUGUUUGAUGGAUAUCCAACCAGAUUGUCAUCCUUUUCUACUAACUUCUCCUUUUCGAUCUCAUCUGGAAAAGGGGUUGUUUUAGCUUUCUUUAUGGUUCCUAUUGGGUUUCCUCUAGAUUCAUUUGGGGACAUGAAAAACAAAAACAAGACUGUUCUAGUUGAGUUCUACACUUUCAUGAACAACAGCAACAAACAUGUAAGGGUUAACAUCAACGGUUCUGCAUCGAAUAAGUCUGCAAAUUUGUCAUCUCUCAAUCCCAGCUUGAAUGAAGAUAACAAAAAACUGCAAACAUGGAUUGAUUACCAAGCGGGUUCGAAGAGGAUUGAGAUUAGGGUAGGCAGAACAGGUGAGAUUAAACCAAUUGAGCCAUUACUUUCAUAUCGAAUCGAUCUUUCUCAAGUAUGGAAAGAAGGGGAAAUGCUUGUUGGCAUAAGUUCAUCAACUACAAACACAUCUAAGACAUCUAAUGUCUAUUCAUGGAGCUUUCAGAUGAGAUAUGUCCCUAAUUGGAUGCAUUCAUUUCCGGUGGAUCCAAAUUCUUUACCUGAGAAGACAAAAACACCCAUUUCUCCUCCUCCUAAGCAAAAAGAGUGUCUAUUUAGGAUCCUGUCUGCCCUAUUAUUCGGAACUGCUUGUGGAGCUGCAGGAGCAUCGUUUGCACUGUUUCUUUCGACGAUUCUGAGGAAUAGGCCACAGCCUGUUGCUCCAGAGGAGAUGGCUGAAGAACUUGAGUACAAGAAGCUUAACAUAGUAGCUGUAGACCAACAAUCCAUCAAAGAUGGUAAGAUGUAAGCUUAUUAUUAUUAUUAUUUGUGUAAAUCCAUAUUUUGGUCUGUUUGUUGUGUGUUGUCUGUCUGUGUUUAGAUGCUGUAAUUUGAUGAUCAACCAUCCAAAUAUGUUUGGUUAAGCUCUGUCUUGUCUAAUAUUUGCUGUGAUCAUUUAGGUACAGCAGCUUCAGUUUAGAUUCAAUUGAAAACCACUUUUAAUUA